This is a messenger RNA of Cricetulus griseus (Chinese hamster), 405 nucleotides long. NCBI's taxonomy places the organism in Eukaryota, Metazoa, Chordata, Mammalia, Rodentia, Cricetidae. The record is from RefSeq and is a predicted model, not a curated record.
AUGGCGAGUGGAAAGAGGUCAAUGUGGGCUUUAGGAUGUGGGAAGGAGGUAUGGAAGAUAGUGGCUGCCAAGAAGACGAAAAAGUCCCUGGAGUCCAUCAACUCCAGUCUCCAGCUGGUGAUGAAAAGUGGGAAGUACAUGCAGAGCUACAAACAGACGCUCAAGAUGAUCAGGCAGGGCAAAGCCAAGUUGGUCAUUCUUGCCAACAACUGCCCGGCUCUGAGGAAAUCUGAAAUUGAGUACUAUGCCAUGUUGGCUAAGACCGGUGUCCAGCACUACAGCGGCAAAAACAUUGAAUGGGGCACAGCAUGUGGGAAAUACUACCGCACAUGCACACUGGCUAUCAUUGAUCCAGGUGACUCUGAUAUUGUUAGAAGCAUGCCAGAACAGACUGGUGAGAAGUAG